GAAAAGGAAAACUAAGCUUCCAAAGUGCCACUGAAACUGAGUGCAUCCAGGCAACAUGGACCAAACAUUUCGAGCAGUAACCCGCAGCCCUGGGAUUAUAAUCUGGAGAAUUGAGAAAAUGGAGCUGAUUCAAGUUCCUGAGAAAUCUUACGGAAGCUUUUUUGAAGGCGACUGCUAUGUGCUUCUGUUUACCCAGAAGGUGGGCAACUCUCUGUCUUAUAAUAUCCACUACUGGAUCGGCUCACAGUCCACUCAGGAUGAGCAGGGUUCUGCUGCUAUUUACACCGUACAGCUCGAUGAAUUUUUGGGCUCUUCCCCGGUUCAGUACCGAGAGGUCCAGGACCACGAAUCUGACACUUUCAAGGGCUACUUCAAACAAGGAAUAAUCUACAAGAAAGGCGGUGUUGCAUCAGGCAUGAGACACACUGAAACCAACACAUAUGAUGUGAAGAGACUGCUCCAUGUGAAAGGAAAGAAAAGGGUGAUUGCCAAGGAGGUGGAGAUGAGCUGGAAGAGUUUUAACCUUUCAGAUGUGUUUUUGCUGGACUUGGGCAAGAACAUCAUUCAGUGGAACGGACAAAAGAGUAACAGACAGGAAAGGCUCAAAGGCAUGUUGCUAGCCCAAGACAUCCGAGACAGAGAGAGAGGAGGUCGGGCAGAGAUCAGAGUGGUGGAGGGUGAAGCUGAGAGCAGUUCUCCUCAGGCCAUGGAGCUCAUGACAGAGACGCUUGGAGAAAGAACCGUAGCGCUGAAGGACGGACCUCCUGAUGAAGCAGUUGACCAAGAACAGAAGGGACAACUCACACUUUACCAGGUCUCAGAUGCAGACGGCCAGAUGAGGGUCACAGAAGUUGCUACGAGACCACUAGUUCAGGAUCUUCUUAACCAUGAUGACUCCUACAUCCUGGACCAGGGAGGGGUAAAGAUCUUUGUGUGGAAGGGGAAGAAAGCAAACAAAGAAGAAAGACAGGCCGCUAUGACCAGAGCUUUGGACUUCAUUAAAGCGAAAAACUACCCGAUCACUACAAAUGUGGAGACAGUGAAUGAUGGGGCAGAGUCAGCUCUCUUCAAGCAGCUGUUCCAGAGGUGGACUGUGAAAGACCAGACUCAAGGUCUGGGAAAAGUGAACACAAAAGGAAGGAUCGCUCAUGUCACACAGGAGAAAUUUGAUGCUUCAUUGAUGCACGCCCAGCCAGAGGUUGCUGCACAAGAGAGGAUGGUGGACGAUGGCACAGGUCAAGUAGAGGUGUGGAGAAUUGAAAAUCUGGAGCUAGCCCCUGUGGACCCCCAGUGGUAUGGAUACUUCUAUGGAGGAGACUGCUACCUGAUCCUCUACACUUACUUGGUUAACAACAAGAAGUGCUACCUGCUCUAUAUGUGGCAGGGGCGUCAUGCGACACAGGACGAGCUGGCUGCCUCGGCUUUCCAGGCUGUGAGCUUAGAUCAAAAGUACAACGGAGAGCCCGUUCAAGUGAGAGUAACUAUGGGCAGGGAGCCGAGACACUUCAUGGCAAUUUUCAAAGGAAAACUGGUUAUCUUUGAAGGCGGCACAUCUAGAAAAGGAUCUUCAGAACCUGAGCCUCCAGUGAGAUUGUUCCAGGUUCACGGGACUGACCAGUUUAACACAAAAACCAUCGAGGUCCCAGCCCUGGCCACCUCUCUAAAUUCCGGUGAUGUGUUUUUGCUCAAGAGCCAAACAGGAAUGUAUCUCUGGUGCGGAAAGGGAUCAAGUGGAGAUGAGAGAGCCAUGGCGAAAGAGGUCAGCUCAGCAAUCAGCCAGAACUCACCACGAGGCUCUGAAGAGAUUAUUGCAGAGGGUCAGGAGCCCAUUGAAUUCUGGGAACUGCUUGGGGGGAAAGCUCCCUAUGCAAGUGACAAGAGAUUGCAGCAGGUAGUUUUGGACCAUAAGCCACGCCUGUUUGAAUGCUCCAAUAAGACAGGGCGUUUCAUUGUGACUGAGGUGACUCACUUCAUACAGGAUGACCUCAGCGAGGAUGAUGUCAUGCUACUGGACACAUGGGACCAGGUGUUUAUCUGGAUCGGUAAAGACGCAAAUGAGGAGGAGCGCAAAGAGGCACUGACAACCAGCCAAGAAUAUCUGCAGACCCACCCGGGUGACAGAGAUCCACACACCCCCAUUGUCUUGAUCAAGCAAGGCUUCGAGCCACCCACCUUCACUGGGUGGUUUACAGCCUGGGAUCCCACCAAAUGGAGUUCAGGAAAGAGCUAUGAGGAGCUGAAGAAGGAGUUUGGAGAUACAGCAUCACCUGUUAAUGUUACUGUUGCAGAGCAGAACGGUGGGAACAGUGUGAAAAGUUUUCAAUCUUUCCCACCUGACGAUUUGAGAAACAAGCUUGCCAACGAGCUGCCAGAAGGUGUUGACCCGAAACAGAAAGAGAAAUACCUCUCUGACUCUGACUUCACCACCGUCUUUGAAAUGACCAAAGAUGAGUUUGUGAGCUUGCCGCAGUGGAAACAGCUGAAAAUGAAGAAAGAAAAAGGGAUGUUUUGAGAUUUUUUUCAGUAUUUGAAAUAAGUAGUUACUGAUAGAAGCCAGCUGUUGGGGUCUCUUUGUAUGAUCUUUCUUGCUUUUCAUGUUUUUUCACUUACAUGCAGAUGAAAUCUAUAAUCAUGAGUCCAUUCUGUACAUUUUAGUCAAAUUACUUUUUUUUUUCAAAACUUUAUUUUUGUAAUCUGUGCUGCCUUUAUGGAGUUAGCACUAUUUAGGAACUCUUGUGUCAAAAUCAAUGAACCUAACUGAACUAUGAACCACAAUGGCUGUUCCCCUCUGCAUGUUUGUGCAGUCAAAUCCUGUAGGAGGCAACAGUUAACUCACACGUCUUAUAUUACGAUAUUUAUCAGGAUGUCAUUUUUUAACAAAUGUGAUUCUUACCAGGUUCAAAUAAUGAUUUAAAUAAAACCUCAG
Molecule: messenger RNA, 2926 nt
Organism: Neolamprologus brichardi
Lineage: Eukaryota; Metazoa; Chordata; Actinopteri; Cichliformes; Cichlidae
Gene: avil
Product: advillin
Biological process (GO): barbed-end actin filament capping; actin filament severing; cytoskeleton organization
Cellular component (GO): actin cytoskeleton; cytoplasm
Molecular function (GO): actin filament binding; phosphatidylinositol-4,5-bisphosphate binding
Source: RefSeq, a predicted model, not a curated record